This is a messenger RNA of Alnus glutinosa, 603 nucleotides long. Its product is annotated as FRIGIDA-like protein 4b. The coding region runs from base 1 to 603 and encodes 200 amino acids. NCBI's taxonomy places the organism in Eukaryota, Viridiplantae, Streptophyta, Magnoliopsida, Fagales, Betulaceae. The record is from RefSeq and is a predicted model, not a curated record. The transcript is spliced from 2 exons.
AUGCCGCGUGGUGCCGAUGAUGAGCUGCACGCUCCUCUGGAGGGAGCUCUCGGACCACUUCUUGUCCUUGAAGCAAACAUCUUGAAGAACGUCGAGAUCGUACUGGAGAAAGUUGAGGCGAAAACAGAGGAUGCACUCACAGCUUACCGUAAGGCAUCCCAAGAGGACGAGAACGGAGAGGUAGACAACAGCGAGGGCUUACUGCUGAGUCUGAAGUCGUUUUGCUUGAAAAUGGACAUUCUUGGGUUUUGGAGGUUCAUCAUUGGGAAGAAGAAAGAGUUGGACGUGUUGAGGGCUCAGAUGCCUCUGGCUCUGGCUGAGUGCGUGGAUCCGCCGAGGUUCGUGCUGGAAUCGAUAUCGGAGGUGUUUCUAGUGGACAAGAGGGUGGAGAAGAGCGAUAGAGUGAAUGACUUGGGCUGGGCUUGCGUUCUGGUGCUAGAGUCGCUAAUACCGGUGGUGGUGGAUCCGAUGAUCGGGAAGUCGAGGCUGCUGGUGACGCCAAGCAUGAAGGAGCGUGCCAAGGAAAUAGCCGAGACGUGGACGGCAAGCCUGGAGGAGCGUCAUGGGAUCGAGAACGUGAAGACAUGCCUUCAAGCUUGUUAG